AUGAGAUAUAUUGAACUAAUACUGCCGUCCCGAGUUCAUAAAUUUUCUAAAAAGCCGAGAAUUUGUUUAUUACGUAUAAGUAAUAAACAAAAUUCAGAUUCAGAAGGUGGAUGCGGAACUUGUGAUGAAAAGAAAAUUGAAAAGUCAUGCGUUGAUUGUAAAGAUUUAAAAUGUAACUCGAAAGAAUUGUUAGCUAAAACAAUUUUUUGUUAUGAAAAAGUGAAAAAUGGAAAUGUAAAAGAAGGGAAAAGGCCAUGUUUGGCGAAGAAAUGUUUUAUAUCCUAUGACACUAAAAUUGGUAAUUUUAAAUAA
Molecule: messenger RNA, 312 nt
Organism: Meloidogyne enterolobii
Lineage: Eukaryota; Metazoa; Nematoda; Chromadorea; Rhabditida; Meloidogynidae
Source: the annotation of a GenBank genome assembly